AGGUUCUCCGCCCUGGUUUGGUUAGUACAGCUUGGGGAAGACCUGAGCGAAGGCAUGCAGGCAAUAACAGAGCUGUGAACGCUCUCUCAUGGCUCCAAAAUACGCUCCCAGUCUUCGAGCCCGGCUUCCACCUGUGGCUUUUCUACUGCAAGUGGCUUUUAUUGUAAUUUUUGCCUUUUGUGUGAAAAUCGAGCACAAUGGGAGGGAAAAGAAUCAGAACUUCAUUAAUUCAUAUGCAAAUUUCCAGGAUAUCCAUGUGAUGCUGUUUCUUGGUUUUGGAUUCUUGGGUACGUUCCUGGUGCGCUAUGCUUUCAGCAGCUCAGCGUUCAACCUGUUGGUUGCUGCCAUGGCUGUGCAAUGGGCCACCAUCCUAAAUGGCUUCCUGCUGUCUCAUAGUUCAGACAGGGUGAUCCGCAUCCAGUUAAAAAGCCUGGUGGACGCUGAGCUGUGUGCGGCUUCGACUCUUGUGGCUAUGGGAACCAUCCACGGAAAAACCAACCCGGUCCAGCUACUGAUCUUCGCUCUGAUAGAGGUCACAGGAUUUGUGCUAAACCAGUGGAUCAUACAAACCUUGUUCCAGCCAAGACAAGAGACACAAUGGCUGUACAGCAUGGUGCUCAUCAACAUCUUCGGCGCUCUCUUUGGCAUGAUGACAUCGUGCCUGCUUUUCCGUAGCAAGAUACAGCAGAAGUUCGAGAAAGAGAAGGUCAGCAGGAGGACUGGUCUCUUUGCCAUGUUUGGGACUUUGUUCCUGUGGAUGUUCUGGCCCAGUUUGAACGCAGCACUGGAGCCGGACAUCUCUGCGAAAUCUAACACGUAUCUGUCUCUGGCUGUCAGCGCCGUCACAGCGAUGGCCGUGUCUGCGCUCUCCAGCUCUAAAGGCAAGAUCAACCUGGUACACGUCCAGAGCUCCAUGCUGGCCGGCGGUAUCGCUGUCGGAGCCGUCGUGACCUCGUCCCCUGCUCCAUGGAUCGCCAUGACGAUCGGCUUUUGCGCUUCUCUCUUGUCAGCUCUGGGAUUUCGAUAUAUGAAGGACCACAUGCUGUUUGCUUUCGAUUGCCACGAUACCCUGGGUGUCCUGUGUGCUCAUGCAGUGCCGGGAAUUCUGGGAUGGUUUGCUCAACUCAUCUUGCGACUUAUGAGCAUCAGCCACAGUACCAUUGCCUUCCAGUUUGUGUUGCAUUACGUCUGUAUUUUGCUCAUCACAGUCUUUGUGAGUCUGGUUAUGGGUACUAUCACAGGAAUCCUUUUGAAAUGCAGCUUGUGGAAACCUCAGAGAGACAAUAAGCGCUAUGAUGACCAGGCCUACUGGGAGUUCCCACAUCUGCUGGAGGACAAGUGAGGCCAAUGUCCAAGACCAUAAGGGAAAAUCUAAGGACUUGUGUAUGUGUUUUCUGUGUAUGGUUUAUCUUUGGGGGUUUGAUAAGGGUCAAAAAUAAACAUAAGGUCAUACUCAGGAAGAUGAAUAGGCAUUCAGAUAAGGCUAACUCAUUAAAAAUAGCUUUUCAUUGUGGUUUAUAUGUUAUAGAAGGUUUAUAUGUUUAUAUAAAGUUAGCGAGAAUUUGGGAAGAUUUUCAAGUCAGUGUUAUAAACCUUUUAUGCCAUGAAUUUUAAAAAUGGCAGAGAAUUAUUUAAUUAUAAUAAAAAUAAAUAAAUAAAUAAUAAUAAUUGUUCUUCUUUUUCUUCUUCUUCUUCUUAUUAAAUCAUAUGUACUGCAGGCUGCAAAUAUGGCACUU
This is a messenger RNA of Hemibagrus wyckioides, 1736 nucleotides long. It is a transcript of the gene rhd, whose product is annotated as Rh blood group, D antigen. The record is from RefSeq and is a predicted model, not a curated record. Gene Ontology annotation, molecular function: ammonium channel activity. Bases 89 to 1342 code for a protein of 417 amino acids. Lineage: Eukaryota; Metazoa; Chordata; Actinopteri; Siluriformes; Bagridae. The transcript is spliced from 10 exons. Gene Ontology annotation, cellular component: plasma membrane. Gene Ontology annotation, biological process: ammonium transmembrane transport; ammonium homeostasis.